CAUCAUGGGUUCUGAAACUACUGUACCACGGCAUAGAGUUGGCUAUUGGUUUAGCGAAAAGAAGAGCAAGAAAUUUAAUUUAGAAGAAUUUCAUGGAAUUUGUGAUCAAGCUGGGCUUGACUUGAUCAAGAUUAACUUAACUCUUCCAAUUGAAGACCAAGGUCCAUUUUCUGCCAUUAUUCACAAGAUGACUGAUGUUAUUGCGCAAGCUGAUCUUGGUGAUCCUGAAAGUCUUACCAUUGUUCAGUCUUUUGAACGCUUCAUCUGUGCCAAUCCAAAAAUAAAGAUCAUUGAUCCAUUUGACAAUCUUCGCCAGCUGCUUGACAGAUAUCAAACCUACAGCAAAAUCAACAACAGUGAUCUUCAUAAGGCUGGUGAAGUGUUUGUCCCUCCAUUUGUUGAUCUUGUUAGUAAUGAUGUUGAAGAAAACAUUAGAAAAUUAAGAGAAGCUGGAGUAAGAUAUCCAUUUGUAUGCAAACCUGCUGUUGCCCAUGGAUCCAAAAUGGCUCACCAGAUGUCGAUAAUAUUUCACGAAGGAGCCGUGAAGGAUUGCGAACCACCAUGUGUUGCUCAGACUUUUAUUCCCCAUGAUGCCAUUCUUUUUAAGAUAUUUGUUAUUGGCAAGAAAUACUUUGUGGUCGAAAGACCUUCUCUAAAGAACUUCAGCGCUGCGGAAAUACCAACCAUAUUUUUCGAUAGCCAUGAUGUAUCGAAACCUGAUUCCGUCUCCCUAUUGAGCGUUUUAGAUGACGAUGAAAAAUGCAAUGUCCAUCCAACUAUCAACGGAGAGCUACUCGACAGGGUCAUGUCUAUGCUACGUAUCGCUCUGGAAAUGAAUCUUUUUGGCGUUGACAUUGUUGUGGAAAAGAACACUGGGCAUUAUGCCAUUAUUGACAUCAAUGCAUUUCCAGGCUAUGAAGGCGUUCCGGAUUUCUUCACUCACGUCACUGAGGUAUUGAAAGCGAUAGUUGAGUCGAGCCCAGUGUCCUCUUCAUCUUCCAUUACCACCACCACCUCGUCCAGGGGUGUGGGAGAAGAGGAUUCCGGUAUCGAUACAGGCGACUCUAGCGACGAGAAACGCCAUCAAGGCAACAAUCAAAGUGUGCGGGUGAAACGGUCCUCGGCUCUUUUUAAUUCAACUAAUAACAUCCAGAUUUAAGUGCUGAAACAAAAGAAGAAGAGAAAAAAAGGAGAAAACCAAAAGAGCUUCACAACGCUUCUUCAUCGUUACGAUACAGGAGUACACAGCCUUGCCAUUGCGACAAUUUUUCAUCUCUUAUGUUAAUUUCUUUUGCUUUUGUAUACAUCUACACAAUUUAUAUAUAUAUAUUCUUCGAGUGUUUUUGGGCUUUCAGACGAAGAGGUCGAAAGCCAUUUAGUCUGCAAAUUAUUAUCAGCUUCCAAGUUUUUAUCUACCCCAGCGUAUAUUCAUUACGAAGAUGAUCGUUCGAUAUAUAAAUGAACUACCUAGGUGCCUUGUGUAUAUUUUCCUUGUCAACUUUAUGUUUUCCAUGGGAAAGAUCGAAAUGCGUGCAAAAAUAGAGGGAAAUUCCCGGCGGAUUAAGGGGAUGGACUCCACGGGACAUUUGGGCAUCGUGUUUUCGUUCUUUUCCUUCGCAUCCGUAAUGUUCUUCCUGUAUGUGCAGUUAUUGAUAUUCAAACGGUAGCAUAUACCAACAUGUAACACCUGUGUUGAACUGUCAAUCUUUUUAUCAUGAUAAAGCAUACAUGUAUACAUAAAAAGUGCUGUUGAUUUUGUAAAAGACUAAAGUCUUUUUUCUUCUAAAAAUUUGAAUAAAAAGAAAGAAAAGAAA
Messenger RNA from Daphnia magna, 1814 nucleotides. RefSeq names its product inositol-tetrakisphosphate 1-kinase-like. Gene Ontology annotation, molecular function: magnesium ion binding; ATP binding; inositol-1,3,4-trisphosphate 5-kinase activity. The record is from RefSeq and is a predicted model, not a curated record. Gene Ontology annotation, biological process: inositol trisphosphate metabolic process. The transcript is spliced from 8 exons. NCBI's taxonomy places the organism in Eukaryota, Metazoa, Arthropoda, Branchiopoda, Diplostraca, Daphniidae. Bases 5 to 1159 code for a protein of 384 amino acids. Gene Ontology annotation, cellular component: cytoplasm.